AUGGAGGCGCGCGGGGCCCCGGAGGAGCGGGCCCUGGCCGGGCUGCGCUCCGUCUUCGCCGCCUGCGACGCGAACCGCUCGGGCCGCCUGGAGCGGGAGGAGUUCGGGGCGCUGUGCCGCGAGCUGCGCGUGCGGCCCGCGGACGCCGAGGCCGUGUUCCGGCGCCUGGACGCGGACCGCGACGGCGCCAUCACCUUCCAGGAGUUCGCGCGCGGCUUCCGCGGGGCGGGCGCGGGGCUCGAGGACCAGCCCCGCGGGGACCGCGACCUGGACCCCGGCCCCGACCCGCUCGGCCUCGAGGACCCCGACCCCGACCCCCUCGGCCACCACGACCACGAGGACCCCGACCCCGACCCCCUCGGCCUCGAGGACCCCGACCCCCUCGGCCACCACGACCACGAGGAUGGGGACGGGGACGGGGCCGGCGGCCGCGCGUGGCGGGACUUCCAGGGACGACUGGGGGCCGAAGCCAGGUUCAUUCCCAGAAAAGAACAAGUUAGUACCCUGUAUCUAAACAUUAACCUCGUGGAGCCACGGCUGGUCCAGUCCUACGAACACGUGAUAAGGAACUUCAUUCGUGAGAUUCAGCUUCAGAGUGCAGAGAUGGAGCACCUGGCCAUGGCAGUGAAGAGAGCCCAAGACCAGGCAGCCCUGCAGCUGAGUGAGUUGGAAGAGGAAAUGGAUCAGAGGAUUCAAGCAGCAGAGCACAAGACCCGGAAGGAUGAAAAACGCAAAGCUGAGGAAGCCCUCAGUGACCUCAGACGUCAGUACGAAACAGAAGUAGGAGACUUGCAAGUGACCAUUAAAAAACUGAAGAAGCUUGAAGAGCAAUCCAAACAUAUAAGUCAAAAGGAAGAUGUGGCAGCAUUAAAAAAACAAAUUUAUGAUUUAUCAAUGGAAAAUCAGAAAGUUAAGAAAGAACUUUUGGAAGCACAGACAAACAUAGCCUUUCUUCAGAGUGAACUAGAUGCUUUGAAAAGUGAUUAUGCCGACCAGAGUCUGAAUUCUGAGAGGGAUCUGGAAAUAAUCCGAGAAUACACAGAAGAUCGAAAUAGUCUUGAGAGACAAAUUGAAAUACUCCAAACAGCUAACCGUAAGCUGCGUGACAGCAACGAUGGUCUCAGGAGCGCCCUGGAGAGCACUUACAGCAAGGCCAGCAGAGCCGUGCGCCUAAAUAAUAUAUCUCCAGGGAAUACAAUUUCUAGAAGCAGUCCCAAAUUUAGUGGCCAUUCUCCUCAACCUGUGGGUUAUGACAGGUCGUCCCGCUCUUCCUAUGCGGAUGAGGACUGUGACUCCCUGGCUCUCUGCGAUCCCAUGCAGAGGAUGAAUUACGAAGUAGACAGUCUGCCGGAGAGCUGCUUCGACAGUGGCUUGUCUACCCUACGAGAUUCCAAUGAGUACGACUCCGAAGCGGAAUACAAGCACCAGAGGGGGUUUCAGAGUUCCCAUGGGCUACAGGAGAGCUUCAGGGGUGACGCUUCGGACACAGAUGUUCCUGAUAUAAGAGAUGAGGAAGCAUACGAUUCGGAGGACAUGGCCUCUGUCUUAGACUUGAAGCCGCAGGGGGCUGUGUGUGAAGGGAACACUGGUAGCUCCUCCAGAAAGCCCGUCCUGGCCCUUUCACCUCAAACAGACAUGGUGGAUGACAACUCUAAACCACUCAGCUCUCAGAAAGCUUACAAAAUCGUGCUGGCUGGGGAUGCUGCGGUCGGGAAGUCAAGCUUCCUCAUGAGACUCUGCAAGAAUGAAUUUCGAGGACACACAAGUGCCACCCUGGGAGUGGAUUUCCAGAUGAAAACUCUCAUCGUCGAUGGAGAGCAGACAGUCUUGCAGCUCUGGGAUACAGCUGGACAGGAGAGAUUCAGAAGUAUUGCCAAGUCCUACUUCCGAAAAGCAGAUGGUGUUUUGCUUCUGUACGAUGUUACAUGUGAGAAAAGCUUCCUUAAUGUACGAGAAUGGGUAGACAUGGUUGAGGAUGCAACCCAUGAGACCAUUCCUAUCAUGCUGGUAGGAAACAAGGCUGAUCUUCGUGACACCGCCGCUGCCGAAGGACAAAAGUGUGUCGCAGGGUAUUUUGGAGAAAAACUGGCCAUGACCUACGGGGCGUUGUUCUGUGAGACAAGUGCCAAAGAUGGCUCCAACGUAGUGGAAGCCGCUCUGCACCUUGCUCGGGAAGUGAAGAAAAGGACGGAGGAGGAUGACAGCAAAUCCAUCACCAGUCUGGCCGGGACUGGUUCCAAAAAGUCUACUCAGAUGAAGAAUUGUUGCAGUGGCUAAGUCCCAACCAUCCCUGAAAUGUCUUCAUUUCCCCCACACUGAGUUCUGUGACUCAUUGGUUCCUAAUAGGGUGUGGCGUGCGAUGGAGAGGUGUGGAAUGUGCGCUCCUUCCCCAGUGAGCCAUUAGAUUUGGGCCUUCUGGUACUUUUGUUGUAACUCCUUAAAGAUAGUUUGUUUAUGUUUGUUAUCUGGUGGUUGUUUUCUUUUCUUUUCUUUUUUUUUUAAUAAAAAACAAGAUCAGGAGCUCAGGUUAAUGAUGUCUGACAAACCACAGAUUUAAUCAGGUUCAUACAUAGCUGUUAGCUAACCUCUGCUGGGACUUACUUACACACUUGACCCAAGGCAGUCCUCAUCUGAGGACUUUGAACCAAGCCUCGCUGAAGCCUGGUGCUCUGGGCUAAGUCUCUGGCCCAUCGUAGAUUUUUUUUCCUUUCUGUAAAGUCAGCAGUUUAGCCUCAAAGACGCCGUGGUCCCCGGCACCUCUCGGAAUUUGUAGCAUUCUUAGCAGCAGGAAGGGCUGCUCCAGGGACCUGUAGAGCAGGUGUCUCACUUCUUAAAUGUGGUGAUAUUGAUUUUUCUCACUUCUGAAAGGAUAACAAUUUAAUUGAAGAAAAAAAGGCUGCAUUUUAGGCUCUGAUAAGAAAAGAUCUAUUUUUUAUGUAUAAAGAAAACAUGCUUGAAAAAGGAUUGAAUACAAACUUGAGAAUACUUAAUUUUAAGGUAAACUUGUAAGGCGUAUACUAUAGAAAGCACAAUGCCAGGAAUGUUGUUCAGCAGAAAAGUAUGCACCAGCGGUGGACAAGAGGCCGAGGAACAGGCUGCUGACCAUGGCUGCUCAGGAGCAUGGGUUUCUUUGGAGAAUAACAAGAUUGUUCCAGAAUGACAAUGGUGGUAAUGGUUGUGGACCUUUCUUCAUUUAUGAAGAAACUGAUGCAUUGUACACUUUGAAAGGAUAAUUUAUAUGGCAUGUAAUUUAUAUCUCAUGAAGAAGUAUCUUGGCAUUAGAAUGACUUACCAUUUGCCAUAUGAAAAUAUCCAUGUUGUUUUACUCUUUUCCAUAGUUCAAAGCUGUGAUUCAGUGCCAGUCCCCUAAUUACCCCCUGGUUUCAAACAUUAACUUCCUUAAAUAAUAAGCAACAAAAGAAGUAUUAAAAAAAAAGGUGCGUCCUUGGUUUAACUGAUGUAAUCAUCAGAAGCCUGAUCAGUCUAGAACCUCAAGCAUCUCAUAGAUUGCCACACUGAACUAAAUGACUUAAAAGCCAACAGAGCGGUGACAUUGUUCAAAAAGAAAUGUACUCUUUAUCUGACUUAUGUAGCUGUAACUCCUCUGUACACCGCCUUUGCAAGAACAACAAAAAAUGCAACAACAACAACAAGAAGCCAGCGGAGUCACUACCUGACCCGAGGUGGAUCCGUGAUACCUGCUCCCAGGAGUUUGAGCCAAUUAAUGUGUUCCAAGUGAAAGACUUGAGCCUAUCUAGAUUCAUGUAGGCCCAGGCUCUAAGCAGCUUGCCAACAAGAGUUGUGUAAAUGGUCUCUGUGAUUUAUUAUAUUAUGUAAGUUCAAAACGUUUCUUUUUGUUGAGUGGAAACAAUGCCAUGCAUGUGGCAACCUUCCUGUAGAUGAUUUUUCUCUUUUCUUUUGGGGUGUGAACCAAUACCAGCCACCUGCUCUAACUUAUUAGCUUUUUUAUUCUUAGCUGGUACUUUACCAUUUGAGCUUAAUUUCUAUUGUGCUGUUUUUUUUUUUUUUUUAAC
Molecule: messenger RNA, 4034 nt
Organism: Dipodomys spectabilis (banner-tailed kangaroo rat)
Lineage: Eukaryota; Metazoa; Chordata; Mammalia; Rodentia; Heteromyidae
Gene: Rasef
Product: RAS and EF-hand domain containing
Exons: 17
Coding region: 1-2277 (758 amino acids)
Molecular function (GO): GTP binding; calcium ion binding; GTPase activity
Source: RefSeq, a predicted model, not a curated record